Ornithodoros turicata is the source of this 6796-nucleotide messenger RNA. Its product is annotated as coiled-coil domain-containing protein 177-like. The transcript is spliced from 12 exons. Bases 269 to 2011 code for a protein of 580 amino acids. NCBI's taxonomy places the organism in Eukaryota, Metazoa, Arthropoda, Arachnida, Ixodida, Argasidae. The record is from RefSeq and is a predicted model, not a curated record.
UUGGUCGUCGAAGGGCGCUCCUGCAACAUGUUGAGAUUUCGCUAGGUGCGGCGGUACGUCGCCGAUGGUGCCCUUCGUUAUGGUAUUAUUAUUUGCAUCAAAAGAACCGCACAACCACACGCUUGAUCUGUGCUAGAGUGCCAGGAUACCUGCUAGGAACCGAUAAUGAGCAAUCGACGUUUUCGUUUUGACAGCUCCCCGCUGUAAUGGCCGCAAUGUAUGCAGUUAUGAAUAGCGCAAGGCAUUUUCAUGUCGCUCUGUUACCGCUAUGACGACGCCCACGGAAGAAUGGAACACUGAUUUCCUCCCACAGUCUAUUACUGACUGUCUCAGUCCUCACGAGUUUAACUUAAACCUGCUGAACUUCGAUAAAGUUGAUGCGUCAAAUUGUCCGUACGUGCUUACCAGCCCACGAUCGCUGGAAGCAUGCGCGAACCAAGGCGUCAAGCCAGUCGAGUUGCUUCCAAAAGCUUUCGAAGAAUUUCAUGAAGAGCUUCCUCCAAACACACCUUUUGAAGAGGUUAAGCGGCUCUACAAGCAGUUUGAGCACACACGUACAAGAAAGCUCGAGAAAUGUCGAAAAGAACGCGAAUACAUAAUCCGCGUCGAAAAAGUGCGGCAUCGUUCGAAGUCGCUUUCACCAAAGGGACGGCGGACACAGAUCCUGGAAGAGCCGCAGUUGGAGGUGGUUCUGUCAUCAGAUGAAGAUCAGUGUGCCAGCGUAACCAUGGAGGAUUCUGUGACGCCAACACCGCAGGAGGCAUCCUCCAUCGGGUUGGACUCUCAAGACGCCACGGACCUCUCGUCCACCACCACGCGGGGCGGCGGAGGAGACUCCAGCGAGGACAGCAGCCUGGCCCCGGCUCCGGACAAGCCUUCCAGCAAGUCCACUCCGACGUCGCCCUUCCACAGACCCACGCAGUUGAUGCACAUUACUUCGCCGUUCUUGAAAGCCAAACUGGUUGAUAAUCCAAAGAUAAAGACUAAGCUGCCGGCUAAGGAUAUCAAGUUGCUGGAGCUCAUGUUGAAACGGAGAGAAGAGGAGCUAAAGGACGAGGAUCAACGUUGCCGCGCGCACUGUGCUUGGGAGCAGGAGCGAGAAUUUCUGACUCAGAGGAAAGUGGUCACCACGCAGCUAAGGCGUUCAAGUUCGGCAAAGCGCGGCAAUCCGCACUGGAGGCAUUCUCAGCCACCCACGCCAAGUAGCAGCGAGAUAGCUGACAGUGAAUCAUCGGUAGCUUCUAAGACGCCGGAAGAAAAAGUGUCUGCCCACGUGAUGUCGCACUUGGCAGACAUGCAACACUGCCUCGAGCAGGCCUCCGAAAGGCAGGCAGAGCAUGCUAAGAGGCUUUUCCAGCAGCAACGUGAAGAGGAGGAAGCCCAGAGGCAGAGGCAGAUGGAGCGUGAGGAGGCGUAUAGGAGGCACCUGGAGCUGCGCAUCCAACAGAAGGAAGCCAAGUUUGCAGAGCGGAGAAAGCAGAUGUCGCGGGAGAAGGAGAGCACCCUGCGGAAAAGCGCUGAGGAACUAGAAGAAAAAAUGGAGCAAGUGCGAUUGAAUCAGCGCGAGAUGGAUCACGCACUAGAUCUGUGGCGGCAACGUGUGGCUGACUAUCAGGAAGCGACAAACUUGCGCGCGCAGCAACGAGCCCAAGAAGCAAUGCUCUACCGAAGGCGCAGGGCACAGCAGGAGAGGAUGUUGAGGGAAGCUGAGCACCAAAAGAAUUUGCAGAGGGUCGAAGGGGAGGAAAGCCGGAGGUUACGAUCGAUGAUGGAUCGACUGAAAGAAAAGGAAGAAAAAAGUCGCCUUCUUGCACAUGAAAAGCAGUUGUCCAUUGAGCAGUCUCGUGCUUUGGCAAGGGCUUCAGCAGAUCUUCGUGAACACCUGCGCCAUCGCGUGGAGCAAGACUUGUACCUGAGGAGGCCUCGCUCUAACAUGUCUACUCCCUCCUCCUCAAGUAUUUGCUCCUGCUUGAUGAAGAGGGCAAAAUCCAAUGAGGAGAUAUUGAAGUGAAGCUGUACUUAAUGCCACAGAUUGAUUUUGAAUUGUUUCAUAACUAUGGAACAUAACUGAAUGAUGCCUCUACACAACUGCUCGGUACAACUACCAAGGCUUCCCAUGGCACUGGUGCUGCAGCACGUGCAGAAUUCAUUGUGAAGUACAGUUCUGUCCAGGAUCAACCAACAGCAACCAACACUGUGCAUGCCUUUGGACAAGCACAUUCGUCUUGAUGAUCUUAGUGGAUGGGCCUUAUGGGCUUGCUUUUAUUGUAAUUUAUGCCUGUUCACCAAAAUUACAUUUUCUUUUGCCCUGCAUUCAAGUGAUAGGAGGUUAUUGAGGUGGAAUCCAGUUGGUGCAUUCUUUAAUGCGGAUCACACCAGGAAGCAAACCAUCAACCAAAUACACAUGCAACACGUAUAUCGUAUCAUAAAUUACAAGAAGUCUGUACAAGAGCAGUGCAUGUUGAAAAGUAUGUCUUGAACUAAAGCAUACACUGAACAUUGUUCCUUGUAGGCAUGUUCGGGACUGGAUAGGUUGUCAUAUUAAUAUAUCUGAUCUAACAAUUGGUGUUGCAGUUGAGACAUGUAUUCUAUUCUAAUAACCUCGCAUGGAAGCACUCUAACGUACAACGCUAGACGUAGUGCCGGGGUGACAGAUCACGCAAGAGUUGAAAGCAGUGGCGUAGCCAGAGAGGGGGCGUUCACCCCCCCCCCCCCCCCACACACACACACACGCACACAAAAAUCAUACUGCUGGUAGUGCAUUUGGGAGAGGGAAACAAGGGAGAAAUCUUCCUCCCCCAUGUACAGUCCCCAUAGAACCUCUCCCGAAAUACUUUUCUGGCUACGCCCCACUGGUUGAAAGCAAAUUUGGAAAAUGUAAAGAGGUAUGGAAUUAGCUUUAUGCAAAUAUUCAAACACAGGUCUGGUCAUCAGGCAACUAAGUAACAUUAAAACUGCGCCCAGAAAGCCUUACUCUUUUCAUAGAGUUUGAUGGCAAAACAUUUCACUCCGUUCACCUAUCUGUGGAAUAAAUCAUUGCAGAAAGUACUCAUAAAUAGAGCCUGAAGUUUUAGGGUUUAACCCGUUUCUUCCCCGAAUUGAAGGCUGCCUCUUUCGGGUGAAACCCUGAUUUUUUACUCAGCAAAUUGUCCGCGCUGAAACAUCUGUAUGCAUGCACACUAGCUUGUUUGGCAGCAAACGCAAUUGCAUCACCGUUUGUACCAAACCAGUGCAGUUUGUUUGAGUAAUAGAGCCUGACUUCUCACCAGAUUUAGCAUACCGGAUGUUUUUCCACCCGAAUUCGCAUGAAUUUAGGGUACAUGUUGAUUUCCCCAAUUUUUACCCCCCGAAUUGGGAAAAAAAUAUUUCCCGAAAACUUCAGGCUCUACAUAAGAGAGCACGAUUCACUUCCCCAAUUGUAAAAAGCUAUUAUUAGUUGGCAGUUAAGAUCCAGCGCAUGUGAUGUACUGUUCAAUUUAACGUUCUCCAUUGCACGCCAUAUGUGGACGUUUCCGGCAUUUAGGUGCCAGAGUAGUAUGGUACUGCAAAAGGUUUUUAAACUGAUCUAAUGCGGACUGACAUCGUUGAUUGCGAGCAACAUGUCCUCGUGCUCAAAAAUUGCUUUGAAGCUGCCUCUUCCACAUGACCUCUUCAAGUAGGGUUUCCGCCUGAACUGCCAUAAAAAAAUUACUAGGCCAGAAUAGCUUGUGUGAGAGAAGUUACAAUAAGCAAGUGAAGCCUCAGAGAAAAGAAAAUGUGUCGUAGAAUAGCGGCAAAGAAAAUUAAUACCAAAGGAAUUUUUACAUUAAAAUUGAGUUAAAAUCAAGCUGAGCAGAAAUUCAUUGUCAAUCAGAUGGUGUUUUCCUCUGUGACAGCUGUUCUUCCUGGGUCUAUAGUUGAGUCAGCACCGACCAGUGAGUUUGGGCCACAUCUUAGACAGGGUCCUGUUUUCUUUGUCACCGUUUGUUUUUCGGGUUUCAACAACUGCCACCACAUUAUUGGAGAGUGAACCUGCCUGUCAAAAAAAUGCUGGUUUCAAAUGUUGCAAGUCACUGUGCUUGCACACGUUCCUGCGCUUCAUGUUUGCUCUUUGGUACCAUCACCAGUGCCUCUGCCAAUUUGAUGUCCCCCGUAUAUAUCCAAAAUCCAACAUAUCGCUUCUGAUUUGCUGGGCUAAAGCUGAUGACAUGUCAACCCUAGCUAUGAGGUCUGCACUUUACAUUAUAAGAUGCCAGCAACAGUGAUAUGAUGGACACGCAUGCACAUAAAGUGCACUCCCUUGGGGUAUAAAUCAGUAUUUGAGUUGGUUUCUUUAUCAUCAUACGUAGGAAACUUCCAAGUGACUGAAAUACACAAAUUAAUGAUGCGAUAGAUAAUGUGUAGGGUUCUUUGUUUUUGGGUUAAACCCGAUUUUUCACGAUAUCUGCACCUCGAACCAAUUUUCCGAAAUUUGGGCAUAACCCGAUUUUUCCCCGAAUUCCGCGAGGUCUUUCAACCUUCACAGUGAGCCAUGAAAGGGAUGAAUCACAUUAUGAACCUUAAUUCUUAAGCACCAAAGAAAACAUCUGAAGCUCCCCCUGUCAGAAGUCACCUCCUAGGUAGCACCAAAGGCCUGCUUUUUUGAACACCUGUUGCAAUUGCAUGGUUCAUCCCUGCAAUCAUCUUGGCAACUUGACUCUCACGAUUUUAGUUUCACACGGAAACUCCCGACAGCAUAAAACACGUGACAGAACACGCCCCGAUUCUUCCCCGAAUUUCCUUUAGAAAGAAUCACCCGAUUUCUACCCCACCCCCGAAUUUCAAAAAUAGUAAAACCCGAAAACGAAGAACCCUAAUAAUGUGGCACCAGGGAAAUAUGAUGAGAUAAGGGUUCCGGGCCUGCAAAAACCCUUCAGCUUCUUUCAUGUUGUUCGGAUCACUGCACUUUCCUGUAAGAUCACUGCUGGAUGCCCUGUUGGCUAUGGGGCUCUAUAAAAAAGUGUGGUAGCCUGCACACUUCUUUAAUCCGAGAGAACGAUGUGAAUGUCCAGCGUGGCUCUGGUUUGAGACGGCUACACAGUUUGUGAUCUGCACUACUGUUUAUGGGCUUCCUGGGCAUACCCAGUAACGAGCAGUUAGCCUUCUUCCAUUUUUCUAAAGACUGUCGCUGCUCAUUUUAGCUUCACAUUUACGGUAGUUAGUGUGGCGAUGAAUUCGUUGCACAGUGUUACGAUGAAAGGUGCUUUAUCAAAUAAUUUGGCAGUUGGCUUCGGUGAGCUUGCUUUUCAUUUGAAGUGCCGGUGUGGACAGCAAGCAAUGCGGUCUUUGCAUUUGUGCUGUGCAGUAGAGUUCCUUCGUGGUUUUGUUCCGUCCGAUGUCUGAUGCAAUUUACUGAGCUCAUGUCUGCUUUCUGUGCAUAUGAGUGUGUACUCUCUAUCUGUGUCACUUCUUUCUCUGUGUCUUGUUUGCACACUGCACGCUGAGCCACUAAGCUUGGUUUCUUUCGAGCAAUACAUGUUGAGAAUGAAAGGGGAAUGGAGAAGGGAUUGUAUCAUCCAAAGCACGUCUGGUCUCAAGUGUGUUGUACACAGUAACGCUGAGUGGUUGGGGAAGCAUAAACUUUCACACUUACUUCGGUAAACAUGAGCAUGCAAAGAUGGUCUCACGUGGGUAAAGUUCCGUUGCAGUAACGAUGUGAUGCACAUUUUACAAAGGGAUCAUGGGCAAGGUUUGUAUUUCCCAUAUCCUCUGGUUUUUAAAACAACCAGACUUAAAAUGCAUUUAUGCCAUCAAGGCGCCUACAUUAAUACUCUAGAAUAUCCUUCCAAGUUUGUGUAGCACUUAUAUCGGGGAAGCCGUGAUUUUGAAAAAGUGUGAAAGUGUGUAACAGGGUAAUGUGGCCGAUAGGCACAUGAAGUGUGCAAAAUUUGAAAGUGUAAAUACCAUUUCAGUGCACUUAGGACAUACAUUUAAGAAGGGCUUUCUGAAUUUGCAGUGCACACUUUGUAUUGACCAUUUCUUGUAUGCUUUGCUUAGUGGUCGUCAGUGCCUACCAUUGCUGCUCAUACUAGAUUUGUAAAUUUUUUUAUGUGCUUCAAUGCAGGUUUUAGAGUCAUGCUUGCUUGUACAUGCUCAUUCCAGUUUCUGUGUGUGUUUUGUAGAUUUAUUUCCUGCUUUGCAUUUGCAUGGUGCUCGAGCAGAGGGUAAGGUCAGGUGGAACAUGGGGUGAGCACUGAUACAGAUAUGGCUGCUUCGAGCUUAGUGUGUGUAUCCCUUGCCCGAUAAUCUGAGAUUAGCCAUUUUUGAGCCAGGCACAACAGUGAAGUGCAAAUAUUGAUCUGCAUUUAUAUUUCCUAGCGUGAGCAGUCCUUAGAUAGAACGUGUCUCAUUGCAUUAUACAUUAACAAUUUACUCUGCGACAUCAUCCUUACACAUUAAUGAGAGCACAUUAAGUUAGGUAAAUAACCCACUAGGACAUACUCAUUUAAGAAUACCUAGCAAGUUGUAUAUUACAACUAGUGACUUGCCUGGGAUCGGCUGCUCCCAAGCAUUUGAUAGCGGUUUAUCUUGUCAGUAUGACAGCCUUCCCAGCUUUGCAAUCCUCCGAGUGGGUGGGCAUGCCCGCAACAUAUGUUGGUGAACUGAGUCAACCGCAAAAGACUAUGUUGUGGAAAUGACUUUCUAGACAUAAUUCUGUAACAAAAAUAACUUGCUCCGCCACCCUGUACAGAAAAAGUUAUGUUUCAAAGUACUUCUGUUCAAAAUGGUAAUGUGUAUUGCAAUCACGAUGCACAAAAUAGAGCUCUUUUCUCCUUGA